AUGAUAGAUGAAGCUAAUGAUCAAACACAGUUGGCAGGGUAUAUGUCCUUGAUACUCUUUGACAAAGUCCCUACAGAAGUUUCACCACAGUAUAGAAGAAAUGGAAGGGUGAACUCAAUAGUUGGUCAAAGUUCUUGUGCCAAAAAGCUUUGUUUAGUUGAAUUGGAUGAUGUAGUAGAAGAUCAAGGUGGUGAUCAUGCUAAAUUGGAUGAUGUUGUACAAGAUCAAGGUGGUGAGAAUCCUAAAUUAGAUGAUGUGGUACAAGAUCAAGCUGGUGAGAAUCCUAAAUUAGAUGAUGUGGUACAAGAUCAAGCUGGUGAGCAUGCUAACAUGGAUGAUGUGGUUCAAGAUCAAGAGGUUGAGCAUGCUAACAUGGAUGAUGUGGUACAAGAUCAAGGUGGUGACCAUGAUAACUUUGAUUAUGAUGACUUUCAUUAUGAGAACUUUUCUCAUGAUCACUUUGAUCCUUUUGAUGGAGAACAUUUUCAACCACCAGAAGAUGAGAAUGUUGAAGACCAUCAGUCUGAACAUGAAAAGUCUACUGACAGUGAUGAUCUUGGGCAACAAUCAGAAGAACAAUAUGAUGAACUUGUUGAUGAUGAAAACAAUGUAUCAGAAGUGGAGGUGGAUAUGACUGGCUUUAACCUCAAUCUUGAUAAGGAUUAUGGUUGUGUUCAAAUGGAUGGGUUUCAUAACGGGGUUGGGACAAAUGAUGAACAUGAGGACAUAGAAGUCAUUGACAAUGAUAGAUGGGAUUCUUUAGAUGAAGGGUCAGAAGAUGAAAGGAAAAGAAGAUGUGUUCUUAAAAAUCUGGCUAAGGAGAAAAGAUGCAGUCUUGGCAAUGUCUAUAAGGCCAGUUUUUAUGUUGGGCAAAAGUUUAAAUCAAAGAAAGAAUUGAAAGAAAAAAUUGACAUGCACGCACUAGAAACUAGGAGGAAUUUAUAUUAUAAAAAGAAUGACAAGCUUAGACUUCGGGCAUUGUGUAGAGGUGUAGUCCCUGUCAUCAAUGCAAGUGGGGUGGUGGGCCUUAAUACCAAAAAUAAAAGCAAGGGCAAAGAGGUAAAUUCAGAAAAAGUAAACUGUAGUUGGUUCCUUCAUGCUUCUAGGUCAAACACAGAAUCUCCCUGGUUUGUAAGGACAUUAAAUGACAACCAUACUUGCCUUCAAAGUAGGAAGAUUAGAGCUUGCACUGCUACUUUUAUAUCCAAGCGAAUCAUGGACCAAAUCGACACGAAUCCAGGGAUUCCUCUUCGAGCAUUGCAGGAACAACUUCAAAAGGACUUCGAGGUUGGUGUUUCUAUUGACAAAGUAUUCAGGGCCAAGGCUAUUGCAACUAAGAUCGUGGAGGGUGACUAUACGAAACAAUAUGAGAUCUUGAGGGACUAUGUCCUUGAAUUGCAAGCAACCAAUGUUGACACAACUGUCAAGAUUGAUGUUUACAGUGAACAAAACCCAUCAAACCCAAAGAGGAGGUUUAAAAGAAUCUACAUUUGCUUAGGUCCCCUAAAAAAAGGUUUUAAGGCUGGCCUCAGGGAUCUUUUGGGUUUCGAUGGUGCGCAUAUGAAAGGACCAUUUCCUGGGCAGGUUCUAACAGCAAUUGGGUUGGACUCUAACAAUGGUAUUUACCCCCUUGCUUAUGUCAUUGUUGAGACAGAGAACAAAAGUAGUUGGGUAUGGUUCUUGCAGUGUUUAGGAGAAGACUUGGAUCUUGGUUCAAACUCUAACUUUACUUUUAUCACAGAUCGACAAAAGGGUUUAAUACCAGCAAUAGCCCAACUAUUCCCAUGUGCUGAGCACAGCAACUAUGACAAGGAGGCAUGUGAAUGGCUUAGAAAGAUUCCUCCAAAACACUGGGCAAGAAGCCAUUUUACAGGCAGAGCAAUCUCUGAUAUACUGUUAAACAACCUUUGUGAGGUAUUUAACAGCAAGAUAAUAGAGGGAAGAGAUAAGCCUAUCAUAGGUUGUUUGGAGUAUAUUAGACAAUACCUGAUGAAGAGAAUCUGUAAUGUUAUGAAGGUGAUGGACAAGGCAAAAGGGCCUUUAACACCCACUGCAACAACCAUAUUGGAUGUAAACAAGUCUCAUGCAUUACAUUACAUUGCUAGGUGGAAUGGGGGUGAGAAAUAUCAAGUCACUGGGGCAUCGCAAGACCAACAUGUUGUAGAUGUUAGGAACAACACAUGUACUUGCAGAAAGUGGGAGCUAAUAGGCAUCCCAUGUAAACAUGCCAUUGCAACCCUUUAUGAAAUGACCAAGAACUCAGAGGAUGUUAGUGACAUUUACAGGUGGGUCAAUAAGGUAUACUGGUUGGAUACAUGGAAGAAUGCAUAUUCCUAUAAGGUAGAGCCCAUAAAAGGAAGAAUAAUGUGGCCUAAAAGUUUGUGUCCCACCACACUUAUCCCUCCAAUACAUCAUAAGCAACCAGGUAGGCCUACAAAGAAGAGGAAGAAAAGUGAGGAUGACAAAUCGAGUCAGAGUCAAAGAGGGAGUCAAAGUCAGACUGGUACUCAUGGUGUAAGUCAGGAAGAAGGCUGUAAAGUGGGUCCUGAUGGAGUUCAAAAAUUAACAAGGAAAUAUGUCAGUGUAACAUGUGCAAAAUGCAAAAACAAAGGUCACAACUCAAGGACAUGCAAAGGUCAAGGAGGUGGAAGUUAG
Lactuca sativa (garden lettuce) is the source of this 2655-nucleotide messenger RNA. The record is from RefSeq and is a predicted model, not a curated record. Lineage: Eukaryota; Viridiplantae; Streptophyta; Magnoliopsida; Asterales; Asteraceae.